AUGAUCACGAGGCGACAACUCCUUGAACAAUGUCAUACAAAUUGUUCGGAGAUGGUUUUAACGAAUCUAAACCCAGUCAAUGUGGCUGAAUUAAGGUUUGCUUCAAGUUUUGUUCUGGGUGUGAAUUCGCAGAGGAAACACUUUCGACUUUUCUUCCACGAUCGAGCAAUUUCUAAGACAAGUAGUAUGACUAGAAACGAUAAUCAAGAUGCAUCUAGCAAAAAUACAUUCAAGACUUUUGACAACGAUAGUCUGGCAACUUGGUCAGAUCUUCACCAUGAUAUACUUUUUUUAGUCAUGAUGCAACUCGGAGUUCUUGAUUUUACUCCAUUCAGUGGAGUUUGCAAGUGGUGGAGGUCAUUGGCAAUUUCUAACAAGAGCAAGUUUAUGGAGACUAGACCACUCACAUUUAUAUCUAUCCCUACCGAGUCUAAUGAGGAAGACUACUGCUACUACUUAGAGGACAUUGAAGAAAGAAGCUUCACUUCCAUCCUUCCUCAUUCUGGUGGGAGGACAUGUGUUGGUUUUACUUGUGAUCACUUGAUCUUGUUUGGAAGUAAAACUAACGAUUUAUGGCUUCUUGAUCCUAUCACUAGGCAUGGAAUUCAUUUCCCUGAUAUCCCUUCUUCAGUAAGUGUUGAUCCAAAAAGAAUCAAGGAUUUCCUUGUCUUUUCACCUUCAAUGUCUAGGUGGGUGUUUGUUAUGACAGAUGGAUCCACGAAUAUAUGGUUUUCUAUAUCGGGUCAAGGCGAAUGGAAUCAUGUCUCAUCAACUUUUCCUAUUCUUGAUUUACAUGUUUUUAAGGGAAAGACGUAUGCAAUAGACAACUCUCGUCAUUUAUAUGAACUGACACUUAGUCCAGAGCCCAAAUUGACGUUACUUGAAACCGAGAAUUUUCCGAUAUUUUCCGAACAUAACUUCUUCACAAGCACGCAUGAUAGUCUUAUUUUGUCUGGAAAAAUGUCUGAACGUCAUUGCACAGCUUACAAACUAGAUUUUGAAGAAAUGAAAUGGGUGUUAUAUAAGACAUGUAAAGGAGGGGGGGAAUGCAUUCAUAGCAAAUUGAGGCGUAGUGCUGCUGUUAAACAUGGAAAAGUCGAGGUUUAUUUUUUGCAACUUAUGGUAUACCCUGUGAUUGUUUGA
Messenger RNA from Lactuca virosa, 1143 nucleotides. The record is from the annotation of a GenBank genome assembly. NCBI's taxonomy places the organism in Eukaryota, Viridiplantae, Streptophyta, Magnoliopsida, Asterales, Asteraceae.